Messenger RNA from Penicillium atrosanguineum, 1689 nucleotides. Its product is annotated as Oxalate decarboxylase OxdC. The coding region runs from base 1 to 1689 and encodes 562 amino acids. The record is from RefSeq and is a predicted model, not a curated record. Lineage: Eukaryota; Fungi; Ascomycota; Eurotiomycetes; Eurotiales; Aspergillaceae. The transcript has 5 exons. Gene Ontology annotation, biological process: transmembrane transport. Gene Ontology annotation, molecular function: transmembrane transporter activity.
AUGGAAGACAAAUAUAUAGAUGAGAUACCCCAGAGUCAGCCAGAUGUGGAGCCCGCGAGUGAAGCUAUACACCGAUCCUCCACAGUUUCCACUCUGCAUCACAACCAGUUCAAUGACUCUUUCUUGUCGAGGUGCCGGUCUUUCUUUCAACGACAGACUCAUAUUGGGAAAGUAGGUGUCAACCCAAUGCGGGAUAAAGAGGAUCUGGAGAUUCAUACCUGGGAUGGCCCUGAUGAUCCUGACAACCCAUUCAAUUGGAGCAACACCUACAAAUGGGUUUUGACACUUACUGUGUGCUUCAUUUCUAUUCUUACCGGGCUUCCAGCAGGCUCUUAUGGCGCUGGAAAUACAUACAUGGCCCAGCGCUUCCACGUUCAAAACGUACCUUUUCCCAACCUAGCAUGGGCAACCACGAGUUGGAAUAUGGGCGCUGCGUUUUGGCCUUUGCUAUUCGUGCCGCUAACUGAAUCUUCCGGUCGUAUGCCGGGAUACUUUGUUGCGUAUUUUAUUCUCGUUAUCUCUUUGUUUCCGUCGGCAUUCGCGCAGAACUUUGCAACGCUCGUGGUGACUCGCUUUUUCGGUGGCGGUGCGUCUUCAGUUUCUAUAAAUAUUGUUGGUGGUAGCAUCAGUGAUGUUUGGCUUGGUGAAAAAGCUAGAAGUCUGCCAAUGUCGCUAUUUGGCUUCACUAGUGUGGUGGGGAUUGCUCUCGGGCCUUUUAUCGGUUCUGCUAUCCAGGAAAUCCACAAAAGCAGCCCGUGGAGAUGGAUCUUUUACAUUCAGAUCAUCUACAACGCGGCUCUGAUACCUGUCUUUUGGUUCAUUCUCCGAGAGACCCGCGCAGAUGUCAUUUUGAAAAAGCGAGCGCAAAAGAUUCGGAAGGAAACUGGCCGUGUUGUCUAUGCUGAGGCCGAGCUCGAUACGACGAGCGUAUGGAGGCUUCUACAAGUUUCCUUCGAGCGUCCUACACGAAUGCUUUUGACUGAGCCAGUUGUCAUUUUCUUUACCCUUUGGGUAAGCUUUGCAUGGGGCAUCUUGUUCCUUUUCUUCUCAAGCGUGUCUCAGACCUUCAGUAAUAACUACGGUUGGGGAACUUUCACAACCGGCCUUGUGCAACUAGCUAUCUCAGCCGGAGCUGUAAUUGGUACCGUUGUCAACCCUCUUCAGGAUUUCUUAUAUCAACAAUCGUCAAAACGGAAUCGUGAAAGUCCAGGGCGACCGAUACCCGAAGCCCGUCUCUACACAUCCAUUCCUGGCAGUCUACUCUUCGCAGCUGGGUUAUUCUGGUACGGUUGGGGUAGCGUCGGCAAUGGGUCCAUUCACUGGAUUGUUCCCACUCUUGGAAUUGGCUGCACUGGGGUUGGAAUCUACUCCAUCUACAUGGCGGUAGUCAAUUAUUUGACGGACUCAUAUGAGAAAUAUGCGGCGUCAGCGCUUUCUGCUGCUUCGCUAGGUCGGAAUACAUUUGGCGCUUUUCUACCGCUAGCCUCUUACGAGCUUUUCGAGACAUUGGGCUACGGUUGGGCUGGGUCUCUGCUUGGGUUCGUCGGUGUCGCUCUUUCUGUUGUUCCAGUGGUAUUAGUUCUUAAGGGGCCCGAUAUCCGACGGCGCAGUCCAUUUAUGCGUGAGUCGAUAUUUUUGGACCCUGUUCAGACAGCUCAUGAUGGGCAUUCGGGCAAGACCGACACCUAG